AUGUCUACUCUUACAAGAACCAGUUACUCUGGUUGUCUGAUCUCAGAUAAAUCACUAGAGUAUUAUGUUAGUAUCGGCUACUUGCCCGAUUCUGUCCGCCACACUUGGAUCAUCCUUUCGAUCGUCAACAGCAUUGCUUCUCCUCUGACCAUCGUGAUUAACCUGUUAAUCAUUUGGACGGUGGUGAAGGACACAAAUCUGAGAAAUGUCAACUACAACAUCUUGCUUGCUGCUCUGGCAGUGACUGACCUGAUUGUAGGACUUGUGGUAGAGCCUCUGUUCUCAUUCCACCUCAUAUGCUUCGUUUUGGGAUGUUCAACAUCAUGUACUGCUACCCCUACCAUUAUAGCACAGAUAUCAUGCGCUGGUUCUACACUUAUAAUAUUCAUGGUGUCCAGCGUUGAGAGGUACCUGGCCAUAGAACACACUCAGUUCUACCUGGAAAAGGUCACAACCAAGAAAAUCAUUCUCGCAACGGUCUUAGCGUGUUUGAUCAUUCCAACAGCAACAUUAUCAGCAAGAAUCCUUUUGAACGACCACGGCCAUUUGCAAAAAGCACCGAUCGCAGUGGCUGCCGGUCUGAAUGUUCUCAUCAUUUUAUAUUGCUCAAUGAAAGUACAAGUCACCGCCUACCGUCAAAGAAGAGCCAUCGCCGCACAUGCAGCGACAGUACAACUGCAACAGGAAGAACAAGAAAAGCAGGAAAGGCGACUUGAGGAACACAAGCGAGCAUUUACCAUGGGUGUAUUAGUCCUUGCAUCGAUUCUUCUCUACUGCCCAUACAUCAUCAAUGCCAUCCUACUAGCCAACAAUGGUGGAGACAGAUCCAACUUUAUCUCGACUCCUGGAUUUGCCGCGACGUUCAUCCAUCUACAGUCCCUGUUGAACCCGAUCAUCGUAUCGCUUCGAUUAUCUUACAUUCGUGAAGGUGUGAAGAACAAACUAUGUUGUCGUGAGUAA
Exaiptasia diaphana is the source of this 960-nucleotide messenger RNA. Its product is annotated as histamine H2 receptor. The record is from RefSeq and is a predicted model, not a curated record. Gene Ontology annotation, molecular function: G protein-coupled receptor activity. The transcript has a single exon. Gene Ontology annotation, cellular component: membrane. The coding region runs from base 1 to 960 and encodes 319 amino acids. Lineage: Eukaryota; Metazoa; Cnidaria; Anthozoa; Actiniaria; Aiptasiidae. Gene Ontology annotation, biological process: G protein-coupled receptor signaling pathway.